This is a messenger RNA of Pyricularia pennisetigena, 1935 nucleotides long. RefSeq lists its product as uncharacterized. The coding region runs from base 1 to 1935 and encodes 644 amino acids. The record is from RefSeq and is a predicted model, not a curated record. The transcript is spliced from 2 exons. Gene Ontology annotation, biological process: glucan catabolic process. Gene Ontology annotation, molecular function: hydrolase activity, hydrolyzing O-glycosyl compounds. NCBI's taxonomy places the organism in Eukaryota, Fungi, Ascomycota, Sordariomycetes, Magnaporthales, Pyriculariaceae.
AUGUCUCCAUCUCUUGUCACUAUUGCCACGGCCAUUCUGGCUUGUGCCUCGACGGCUGCGGCUGCCCAGGCUUACCAGAUCGAGGAGACCUAUGAUACCAGCAACGUCAACAGCAAAUGGAACUUUUUCGAGAGCAAGUUUGGUACCGGUAACAUCCGGGACAUCGACCCGACCGAAGGCUUCGUCAACUACCGUACCUACAACGAUGCCAAGGCGCUGGGUGUCCUCUCAGAGGAGUCGGGUUCCAUCAUGAUGAAGCCCAACUUUCCCACCGGCAUCACUGCCCAAGGAAAGGGCCCCGAUAGCGUCCGUUUGGAGAGCAAGGCCCGCUACCAGCAGGGGCUCUUCAUCGCCGACUUUUCGCGCUUCCCCAAGCCGGUGUGUGGCUCCUGGCCAGCCUUUUGGAUGUUUGGGAACUCGUGGCCUGAAGAGGGAGAGCUCGACAUCUACGAGGGCUGGAACGUGCAGACGGCCAACGGUAUCGCCAUGCACACUGACCGCGCGACCAAGGUCGGCAGCUGCCACAUCGACCCGCAGGAAGUCAACGCCGACGUGCAGACCACCAACUGCGACAACUUCUUCACCGACAUCCCCAGGCAGUGGGAGGGCACCGCCUGUCUCGUCAAGGAGCGCAACGGGCUCUGGGGAAACCCCACCGGCGGUGUCUACGCCAUCGAGUGGUCUUCGCGCAACGUCAGCGUCUGGAGCUGGGCCCACGACAAGACCCCCGCCGACGUUCUCGACGGCAAGCCCAGCCCGCGCACCUGGGGCCGCCCUCACUUCUUCAUCAGCGACUCCAAGUGCGACAUUCCUCGCGUGCUCAAGAACCAGAAGUUGGUUCUGAACCUCGACUUUUGCGGCGUUACGGCCGGAAACGAGGGUAUCUGGGGAGAGACGUGCAAGGCCAAGACGGGCGCUGCAACCUGCGCCCAGUAUGUGGCCGCCAACCCAUCGGCUUUUAACGACGUUGCUUUUGGUCUGAGGACCAUCAAGGUUUACCAGCACAAGGAGGUCGACGAGCCCAAGCCGACCACCACUGCUCAGUCGACCACCACCGCCAUCACAAGCCCUUCAGCCACCGAGACCACUACGUCACCCUCGACCACAGCAACCACUACGUCACCCUUGACCACCGCGACCACUGCCGCUUCUUCGACUGGGGCCUCGACCAGCGCCUCGUCGACGCUGACCACGACAAAGCCCGCUAGCACUGACCAAUCCACAACAAAGGUCGGGACCACGGCUGCUGGCACUGCCACCACCAAGCAGCCCGAGCAGUCGGUAACCUCGACCAUCACGACUACCAAGACGUAUGUCAUCACCUCGUGCGCUCCCACCGUGACCAAGUGUCCGAUCGGCCAGGUCACAUCCGAGGUCGUCAUCACCACAACAGUCUGUCCAGUCACCUCAACCGCCACCCGCCCUGUCACGACAGCCACCGGCUCCGCCACCACCAAGAAGCCCGAGCAAUCCAUCACCUCGACCCUCACGACCACAAAGACGUACAUCAUCACCUCCUGCGCCCCAACGGUCACCAAGUGCCCAAUCGGCCAGGUCACGUCCGAGGUCGUCACGACCACGACCGUGUGCCCGCCCGGGCCCACGUCGACCAUCAAGACCACGACCAAGCAGAGCACGCUGUCGCUGACGUCGACGCUCCGCAUUCCACGCCCUGAAUCCUCGGCCUCCUCCAGGUCGUCCCCUCCUCCCUCGUCCUCGUCGCCGGCCUUUGGAAACUCGACGCUCCCGGCCGGCACGACCAAGACCGCCGCCACUCCGACCUUGACGAGGGGCACGCAGACCGGCACCGGCACCACGAUAAAGCCGACGACCGCGACUACCUCGCCGCCCGUCCCCGUCGUCACGGCCGGCGCGUCCGGCGUCGAGGCUGCUGGACUGCUGGCCUUUGGAGCGCUCUUCUUGUUUGCUUUGUAA